GGCAAUGUCACACAGCAGUGAAUGGUGGUGGAAUGACUCGGAGCGAUCUGCCAAUGCGAUACCGAACUCUAGCCUGGGUCCAGCUGAGGAGGAUGGGGCGCGCAACUACUACGCCAUGCUCUAUUCGCUACUUAUAUUGGCGAUUGUAUUCGGGAAUGUGCUAGUGUGUUUGGCAGUGGUCCGAGAGAAGUCGCUUCAAACCACGACCAAUUAUCUUGUGGUUAGUCUGGCUGUGGCUGAUCUGCUGGUGGCUUCACUCGUCAUGCCUUGGGCUGUCUAUUUAGAGGUGGUUGGUGGCUCCUGGCUCUUUAGCCGUUUGUAUUGCAAUAUUUUUGUGACGUUGGAUGUGAUGAUGUGUACAGCCAGCAUCCUCAACCUGUGUGCCAUCAGCAUCGACAGGUACACAGCCGUGGUGAUGCCUGUACUGUACAACACAACUGACAGUUCACGUAAAAGGGUGUCAGUCAUGAUAGCCACAGUGUGGAUCCUGGCUUUCGCUGUCUCCUGCCCUUUACUGUUUGGCUUCAACACUACAGAUGAUCCACUGGUGUGCUCCAUAUCGAACCCUGAUUUUGUCAUCUACUCAUCUGUAGUGUCAUUCUACCUUCCCUUCGUGGUGACUUUGCUGGUUUACGUGCGCAUCUACAUCUUCCUCAGGAAGAGGAGGAAGAGGAUAACGUUCCGGCAAGCCAGCAGUGAAGCUCCGCCAGGAUUCACACUGCCAACUGCAGAGACCUGUUUGCAAGAGGAUGCUCGGAAAGACAGACGUGACCUGUCUCCCAUCCGGAUCAACGUGGUAAAUGAGAGCACAGAGAAGGUGGUUCGUCCCCGGCUGCUCCCAGGCUGCCUGUGGCGUAAACGACCCAAAACCGUCCCCGUUGAUAACUCCCUCCUUCCCCCGGUGGAAACGCCGAACUACUGCAGCAUUAGCCAGGCUUCCUUUGCGCGUACUGAACACGAGCCCAACCGCGAGGAAGAGGCUGGGCAAGAAGAAGAGCAGGCAACUGUGAGGAGUAGCGAGGUGAAGGAGAUGACUAAUGGACGUGCUCGCACUUCAGUUCGGCCUGCUCGAGUUUCGCGGUGCAACAACCAGACCCGCUACAGGAACCGACAGUCCAGAGAGAAGAAAGCCACACAGAUGUUGGCUAUUGUACUGGGGGUCUUUCUCAUCUGCUGGUUGCCCUUCUUUGUGACUCACAUCUUGAACACUCACUGCAGGAAGUGUCACGUGCCACCUGAGCUGUACAGCGCCUUUACCUGGCUCGGCUAUGUCAACAGCGCACUCAAUCCGGUCAUUUACACCACUUUUAACAUUGAGUUUCGGCGAGCCUUCAUCAAAAUCCUGACCUGCUGAUCUGCUGUAAACUGUGUGCCAAAAUGUUAAAGACCUUUGAAAGCUGAUCAUAAUCUGGUCAUGUUCUAAAUCACUUCAUGCUUCCAACAAAGAACCCCAGUGAACCGGAUAUUUAAGAGGCCACUGGAUGCAGUAAUUAAAUAAGGGAAUAACGUCCCUACCUUCUUUAGUCUUGGACGUUUGAACUGAGAUCUAUCGAGAGAAAAUUGCUUUGGAUCAUGUUAACGAGACUCAAGGAUGCAGUUGGCAUCCGUUGGACUAAAAGCUUGUGGAUUACCAUACUACUUGAGGACCUAAUGUGCAUAAUAUGACUUAAAAGUUGUUUCGCAUAUCAGGAGAUCUCAAGGGCUCAAUCAACAUGUGAGCCUGUACAAAUCAUGGACGUAACCAGACGAUGUUCUGUUCCUUACAUGUUCAAAGAAGCCUGAGUUUCUGGUCUGGUGCUUCAUCUGUAUUUGCAUGUGUCUCUAAGAAGAGUCUGUCUCUGUCCUUUUGGAUGGAACUAUUGAUGAAGUAUUGUUAAGUAUUGUUAAGUACAUAUCUGGUACUACCUUCUUUAAAUGGGAUGCUUUGAGCCCUUAAUGGCACCUAAGACUUAUGAAAACCAUGCU
Molecule: messenger RNA, 1965 nt
Organism: Ictalurus punctatus (channel catfish)
Lineage: Eukaryota; Metazoa; Chordata; Actinopteri; Siluriformes; Ictaluridae
Gene: drd3
Product: dopamine receptor D3
Exons: 7
Coding region: 5-1354 (449 amino acids)
Biological process (GO): adenylate cyclase-activating adrenergic receptor signaling pathway
Cellular component (GO): membrane
Molecular function (GO): G protein-coupled receptor activity; dopamine neurotransmitter receptor activity, coupled via Gi/Go
Source: RefSeq, a predicted model, not a curated record